AUGGCAAGAUCGGGGAUGUACAAAGCGCUAGAGAGCUGUUUGAUGAAAUGCCUGAAAGAAAUGUUAUAUCGUGGAGUGCAAAUGCCUGAAAGAAAUGUUAUAUCGUGGAGUGCAAUGAUGGCAGCAUACUCUCGAGUUAGUAACUUCAAGGAGGUGCUUGCUUUGUUCUCAGAAAUGCAGAACACAGGCAACAAGCCAAAUGAGUCAAUCCUUGUAACCGUACUCACUGCUUGCGCUCAUCUUGGUGCACUCGUGCAAGGAUUGUGGGUUCAUUCUUAUGCCAAGCGAUUCAAUUUGGAGUCAAAUCCUAUACUGGCCACAGCUUUAGUGGAUAUGUAUUCCAAAUGUGGAUGUGUUGGUUCAGCUUUAUCUGUUUUCGAGGCCAUGCCGUGUAAGGAUACUGGAGCCUGGAAUGCUAUGAUCUCUGGGGUUGCUUUGAAUGGUGAUGCAAGCAAAUCUUUAGAACUAUUUCAUCAAAUGGCUAUAAAUGGGACUAAGCCCUCUGAGACUACUUUUGUGGCAGUCCUUACUGCAUGUACACAUGCAAAGAUGGUUCAGGAAGGCCUUCAAUUUUUUGAAGAAAUGAACAUUGUUUAUGGGAUUAAACCCAGGGCAGAGCAUUAUGCUUGUGUCAUUGACCUUUUAUCCAGAGCAGGCAUGAUGGAGGAAGCAGAGAAUUUUAUUGAAGAGAAGAUGGGUGGACUUGCAGGUGGAGAUGCCAAUGUGUGGGGUGCUCUUCUAAAUGCAUGUAGAAUUUACAACAACGUGGACAUUGGAAACAGAGUGUGGAAAAAGCUGGUUGAUAUGGGUGUAGCUGACAGUGGAACUCAUGUUCUGUCAUACAAUAUAUACAAGGAAGCUGGGUGGGAUGUAGAGGCUAGCAGGGUGAGGAAGAUGAUAUCAGAAGCAGGAAUGAAAAAGAAACCUGGAUGUAGCAUAAUAGAAGUAAAUAAUGUAGUUGAAGAGUUUCAUGCUGGUGAUCAAUCUCAUCCACAGGCGCCAGAAAUAUGUAAGUUGCUUGAUUCUUUUCUCAAGAUGGUGAAUUUAGAGGAUGUCUAA
Prosopis cineraria is the source of this 1059-nucleotide messenger RNA. RefSeq names its product pentatricopeptide repeat-containing protein At2g22410, mitochondrial-like. Gene Ontology annotation, molecular function: protein binding; RNA binding. The coding region runs from base 1 to 1059 and encodes 352 amino acids. Gene Ontology annotation, biological process: RNA modification. The transcript has a single exon. NCBI's taxonomy places the organism in Eukaryota, Viridiplantae, Streptophyta, Magnoliopsida, Fabales, Fabaceae. The record is from RefSeq and is a predicted model, not a curated record.